AUGCCUCGGGACUCGGUGUCUAUCCUUCAGAAGCUGCUCACCCGCGAGCCAGAGCUGCGACUUGGAUCGGGACCAACCGAUGCGCAGGAGGUCAUGUCCCAUGCCUUCUUCCGGAAUAUCAACUGGGAUGAUAUCUAUCACAAGCGUGUUCCCCCGCCAUUCAUGCCGACCAUCUCCAGCCCGACCGAUACGAGCAACUUCGAUCAGGAAUUUACCAGCGUUACACCGGUUCUUACCCCGGUGCAGUCAGUCCUCUCUCAAGCCAUGCAGGAAGAGUUCCGUGGCUUCUCGUACACUGCGGACUUCGCUUGA
Messenger RNA from Aspergillus melleus, 312 nucleotides. Its product is annotated as Serine/threonine kinase. Gene Ontology annotation, biological process: protein phosphorylation. The transcript has 2 exons. NCBI's taxonomy places the organism in Eukaryota, Fungi, Ascomycota, Eurotiomycetes, Eurotiales, Aspergillaceae. Gene Ontology annotation, molecular function: ATP binding; protein serine/threonine kinase activity. The record is from RefSeq and is a predicted model, not a curated record. Bases 1 to 312 code for a protein of 103 amino acids.